Molecule: messenger RNA, 780 nt
Organism: Apiotrichum porosum
Lineage: Eukaryota; Fungi; Basidiomycota; Tremellomycetes; Trichosporonales; Trichosporonaceae
Exons: 3
Coding region: 1-780 (259 amino acids)
Source: RefSeq, a predicted model, not a curated record
AUGCACAUCACGACGCGUACAUGCAGCAUGCGGCCGUCCACCAUCCGUCUGGGACUGUACGCCACCUCGCUGCUGGUGGCACUCUACGCCCUGGGUACAUCGGCAUACGAACUGCAUGUGAAAGAGACAUACCGUAUAUACGAGUACAACAGUCUGGAAGCAGCUCCCCCGUUGCUACGCGCCGCUCGGGGGGUCAUGGGCGUGUCGUUGACUCUCGUCCUCUACCUCCUCCCAACGACCAUCAUCUCCUUUAUCCGCCCCGACCGCGACUGGGCGUUUAUCCCGCUCGUCUACCUCGGAGUGGACGUGACCGCCCUCUUUAUGGCCACGUGCAUGGCGUUUGGCAGCAUGAUCCUGUCCAUGACGUGGCUCCUCGCCAGUCCCCCGGGAUACAACAACAGUUAUGCGGCGUGUAAAGCGUCGGUAAACGAGGGUCCGGUGGCGGCAAACCUGACGGUCGGUGCCAAGAAGCCAGUGUUUACCGUCCAUCACCUCAGUGAUGGCCAGUGCGACCUUGUACUGUCCACCAUCUGCUCCACAUGGUUGCUCUGCUUCCUCCUUACGUCCACGUUCAUCUUUGUCAUUGUGGCGACGUGCCAGUUUGGCGCAGACGUCCGGAACAAGUGGAGUAAACCGCUGUACAUUGUCGAGGAGAUUGCAGAGGAGGUGCGUGCAAGGGAGCGGUCAGGUAUCGCCCCGACCAUGGGCGGUGGACGGACCAGGAUGCAGAGGCAUGGCGGUUGGCAGCCGAUGCCGAGUCCGUUGAAGGGUGGUGGGUGA